AUGGUUUUCCUAUUUGUUGUCAUAGUCCCAAGCGCCUAUGGAGAAGAUCACAUCGUCAGCCAAUACGAGGCACAGCUUCACCGCUCAAUAUCUCCAGCAAAUCAACAAAUGGACAAACUACAGAGAACCCUGCAGAACCCGUUCAUGCUACACCCCUCGACAAAGCACAUGUACAGAUUCGGUUUCAGUAUGAAGCUAAAGCUCGUUGGCCGAUACUCAGCCGGCGUCGUUACCGCUUACUACAUGUGUUCAGAGAAUGGAGCAGGAACGGAGAAAGACGAGGUAGAUUUUGAAUUUCUAGAACCGUACAUAAUUCAGACCAAUGUGUUUAAGAAAGGAACCGGGAAUCGGGAGAUGUGACAUUCCCUCUGGUUCGAUCCAACCAAAGAUUACCACACUUACUCCAUUCUUUGGAAUAACCACCAGCUCGUAUUAUUCGUGGAUAAAGUACCGAUUAGAGUGUACAAGAACAGUGACAAGGUACCAAACAAUGAUUUCUUUCAGCCGAUGUACUUGUUCUCAAGCAUCUAGAACGCCGACGACUGGGCGACACGUGGUGGUCUAGAGAAGACUGAUUGGAAAAAAGCUCCUUUCGUCUCUUCCUACAAGGACUUCGCCGUGGAAGGCUGUCGUUGGAAGGAGCCAUUCCCUGCUUGCGUCUCCACCACAACGGACAAUUGGUGGGAUCAGUACGAUGCAUGGCACUUGUCCAAAACACAAAAGAUGGAUUAUGCAUGGGUACAGCGUAAUCUUAAACUCGUUGGAUUUUAAAAAAAAAAUUAAUAGAUGAACCAUUUACGGGUCACCACGUGUCAGUGGAGCCCGCAGAACAGUGCAAACAACAGCAACAUUGAAGCUUAUUUAAGCUCUUCUUCUUCUCUUUUCCUUUCCUUUUUUUAAACUAAAAUAAUAGCACGCAACCCCCUAAAAUCUGGGGUUAAUAAUGCUCUAAGCUUUCCUGGGAGUGUUUCCAUUAGCCCUUGGGCUUAGAAUCAUUCUUUGUUUUCAAUUAAUGUAUUAAGCGGAAAUUGCUGCUGUAAUAAGUUUUAAUUAAACUUUUUCUGCAUUUCA
Messenger RNA from Raphanus sativus (radish), 1071 nucleotides. Its product is annotated as probable xyloglucan endotransglucosylase/hydrolase protein 8. Lineage: Eukaryota; Viridiplantae; Streptophyta; Magnoliopsida; Brassicales; Brassicaceae. Gene Ontology annotation, molecular function: hydrolase activity, hydrolyzing O-glycosyl compounds. The record is from RefSeq and is a predicted model, not a curated record. Gene Ontology annotation, biological process: carbohydrate metabolic process.